AUGGCUGACGUUUCUGAAAAUGAUACGAUAUACCCUUGCCUCAGCGUCUUCAAACUCCACUUCGGCGUGGGUCCUGAGAGACCUCCAGUUAACCUCGUAGAUAGCUUCGUCGGAAUCCAUGGUGAUAGCCAUGUGUUUAAUCACUUCUUCAAAGGGCCUCAUCAGGUCGACCACGCUGGUUCUGAAGCAGAAGAGAAAUAUGUCCCAGGCAUCAUCGAGAUUCAUCCAUUCCGGCACUUCGUGUGUCUGACGAUUUGCAACUCUCAGCGCUACAAGGACGACGUCCGUGGUAUAUCCCUCGAUCACUGGGUCUCCGACAGCGGUGUCCAGGACAUCUUUUCAAUACGGAUCUAUCCAGCGGAGAUACUCGGCCCAAACGCGCACGCGUACAUCUGUGUCGUUGCGGAUUGUGAGCACCAUGUCGCCCUCGGGUUGAAGAGGAAUGCCUACGGCUUCUCGAUGGUCUUUGGCGUCGUCUCCCUCAGAGGCCAUGCUGACGGCCUUCUCACCGAAAGCUCUAUAAUGGACCGGAAUGGCCUUGAUCAGGGCGGAUUGCGGCAGGAAUUGCUAUUAAGGUGCAAAAAUGCCCAAAUCGCACCAAAAGUUAGGGUGGGCCACAUGCUUGCCGGUGUCACGGAGGCACGACGAACGGAUACUGAGAGCAUGGAGGACUGA
Molecule: messenger RNA, 675 nt
Organism: Mytilinidion resinicola
Lineage: Eukaryota; Fungi; Ascomycota; Dothideomycetes; Mytilinidiales; Mytilinidiaceae
Exons: 3
Coding region: 1-675 (224 amino acids)
Source: RefSeq, a predicted model, not a curated record